AUGAAAGAAAUUCCACUCGAAGGCGAUGAUGCCAAGCUGGCCGCCAUGGGCCAUCGGCCUGAACUUCAACGCAGUCAUUCGACAUGGUCAAUGCUUGGUUUGGCCUUUGCAGUUCUCAAUUCGUGGACUGCACUUUCGGCCAGUUUGUCGAUCAGUCUCACCUCCGGUGGAAGCACAAGUGUGGUUUGGGGGUUGGUGACUGCAGGAUUCUGUAACCUUUGCAUCGCAUGUUCCUUGGCUGAGUUUCUCUCGGCGUAUCCGACAGCCGGUGGACAAUAUCAUUGGGUUGCAGUCGCGUGGCCGAGUACAGUUCCAAUUCUCUCAUGGGUGACUGGAUGGGUUAAUGUGGCAGGCUGGAUUGCUCUCGUUGCCACGAACUCGCUUCUUUCCAGCCAGCUUAUUGUUGGAAUUAUUUCCGUUCUCCACGAGAACUAUGUACCCAAACCCUGGCAUCAAUUCCUGAUCUACAUCGGCUUGACCAUCGGUUCCUUCAUAAUCAACGCUUUCAUGAACUCCGCGUUGCCGAUGAUCUAUCGCGGUGCUUUCAUGUGGUCGAUUGGAGGAUUUGUGAUUGUAUCUAUCACUGUCCUCGCAUGCGCCGCCCCCAACUAUAACUCAGCUUACUUUGUGUUCUGUGAUUUUGUUAACACGACAGGCUGGCCCGACGGAGUUGCAUGGCUUCUAGGUUUGCUUCAAGGAGGGCUUGGUGUCACGGCCUUUGAUGCAGUGGCACACAUGAUUGAAGAGGUACCAAAUGCGGACAUUGAGGGGCCCAGAAUCAUGGUAACCUGCGUCGGCAUUGGUGUAUUCACUGGUUCUAUCUUCUUGAUAGUCUUGCUUUUCGUCGCUGGCAACAUGGAAACGGUUGCAAGCUCCGCGGCUGGCCCUCUCCUCCAGAUUCUGAUCGAUGCCACCAAAAACAACAUCGGAGCCAUAUGCCUCUUGAUGUUGCCUUUGGUCUGCUUGGUAUUUGCUAUAGUCAGUGUCAUGACGACCAGUAGCCGGAUGAUCUUCGCUUUCGCAAGAGAUGGAGGUCUUCCUGCCUCCAAAUUCUUCGCUAAAGUUCACCCAACACUCAAAUUGCCCCUCAACGCAUUGAUGCUGAGCGUCGUUGUGGUAAUCGCAUUCGGGUGCAUCUUUCUGGGAUCUUCAAGUGCUUUCAACGCGAUUAUAUCGGCCUCGGUUGUUGCCCUUGAUUUGUCCUAUGGAAUUCCCAUUGCGAUCAAUUGCCUCCAGGGACGGAGAUCACUUCCCGAGAGGAAAUGGCAAUUGCCCCGGGCACUGGGAUGGACUGUCGAUAUGAUUGCUUUGUCAUAUAUUCUUUUGACAACAGUCCUAUUUGUAUUCCCUCCCUCAAGUACUGUCACCGGAAGCAGUAUGAACUACUGUAUUGCGGCUUUUGCCAUCAUCAUCCUGAUCUCUGUGUUCCAGUGGAUUGUGGAUGGAAGAAAGAAUUUCACCGGUCCACGUGUUGAUAUCACCCUCGACGCUCUGCACGCUAUGGCUACAAGAGAGGAGGUUGAGCCCAGUUUGCACGAGAAACAAUAUAGCAAACAGGCCAGGUGA
This is a messenger RNA of Penicillium bovifimosum, 1566 nucleotides long. RefSeq lists its product as uncharacterized. Gene Ontology annotation, cellular component: membrane. The coding region runs from base 1 to 1566 and encodes 521 amino acids. Gene Ontology annotation, molecular function: transmembrane transporter activity. The transcript has 19 exons. Lineage: Eukaryota; Fungi; Ascomycota; Eurotiomycetes; Eurotiales; Aspergillaceae. Gene Ontology annotation, biological process: transmembrane transport. The record is from RefSeq and is a predicted model, not a curated record.